GCACAGCGCAUCGCUGCCGGGAAGGUCCCUGCAGCACUUGCCGGGGCUCGCGUUGUGGAUGUUGAUCUCGGGGCGAUGGUGGCCGGGACCAUGUUCCGUGGCAUGUUCGAGGAACGCUUGAAAGGCGUGAUAAAGAAGGCGGAGGAUUCAGGUGGCAAGAUAGUUCUAUUCAUCGACGAGAUGCACACGCUUCUCGGCGCCGGUGCAGUGAGGGGGGGAUGCCAGGAUGCUGCCAAUAUGCUGAAGCCGGCGUUGGCCCGUGGUCGCAUCCGCUGUGUGGGUGCGACGACUUUUGAUGAUUACCGUAAGUACAUUGAGAAGGAUGCCGCACUCGAGCGGCGGUUCCAGAAGGUGCACGUUGAGGAGCCUAGCGCGCAGGCCACCAUUGCCAUGCUGCGGGCGCUAAAGCAGCAGUAUGAACAGCACCAUGGCUUAGAAAUCCAAGAUGCCGCUCUUGUUGCUGCCGUACAGCUCGCUGGCCGCUACAUCACCGGUCGUCAAUUUCCUGAUAAGGCAAUUGACCUGAUUGAUGAGGCUUGUGCCACAGCAACCAAAACAAUGAUGCGAGUUGGCGACCAAAAAGAGAAUGUUAACACUGUGCAGUGUAGCUCUAAAAAUGCAGUGAAGGAGAUGGGAAAGGCCGGACCGUAG
This is a messenger RNA of Triticum dicoccoides, 651 nucleotides long. Its product is annotated as probable chaperone protein ClpB 2. Gene Ontology annotation, cellular component: cytoplasm. The transcript is spliced from 3 exons. The coding region runs from base 76 to 651 and encodes 191 amino acids. Gene Ontology annotation, molecular function: ATP hydrolysis activity; ATP binding. Gene Ontology annotation, biological process: cellular response to heat. NCBI's taxonomy places the organism in Eukaryota, Viridiplantae, Streptophyta, Magnoliopsida, Poales, Poaceae. The record is from RefSeq and is a predicted model, not a curated record.